CCAUUAGUGUUGGAAAUGGCGGCGGGGGAUAGCUGUGGGGACGGUGGUCUCGGGCGGUACCGUUCACCAUUGGUCAGCCGCUACUCAUCCCUGGAGAUGGCGUUCAACUUCAGCGAGGCCAAGAAAUUCACCACGUGGCGCCGGCUCUGGCUUUACCUAGCGACAGCAGAGAAGAAGUUGGGAUUACCAAUCUCAGAUGAGCAACUCCAGGAGAUGGAGUCAAAUCUCUCAAACAUCGACUUCAAGAUGGCUGCUGAGGAAGAGAAGAAGCUUCGCCAUGAUGUCAUGGCCCAUGUACACACGUUUGCGCAUUGCUGUCCGAAUGCUGCUGCCAUCAUACACCUUGGUGCCACCUCCUGCUACGUUGGGGACAACACGGAUCUUAUUGUCCUUCGUGAUGGUUUUGACAUCCUCCUGCCGAAGUUGGCUCGAGUCAUCAACCGCCUGGCAGACUUUGCACAGAAAUAUGCUGACCUGCCGACCCUCGGCUUCACCCACUACCAGCCUGCACAGUUGACCACCGUUGGGAAGCGCUGCUGCCUUUGGCUGCAGGAUCUGUGUAUGGACCUGAGAAAUCUGGAGCGUGCCCGUGAUGAACUGCGAUUCCGAGGAGUGAAGGGAACAACAGGGACUCAGGCCAGUUUCCUCCAGCUCUUUGAGGGAGACCACAGAAAGGUUGAAGAGCUUGAUCGGUUGGUGACUGAGAUGGCAGGAUUUAAACAGAUGUACCUGGUGACUGGACAGACAUACAGUCGGAAAGUGGAUAUUGAUACACUGGCCGUGCUUUCGAGUCUUGGGGCGACUGUUCACAAGAUCUGUACGGAUAUCCGUCUUCUGGCAAAUCUGAAGGAGGUUGAGGAGCCCUUUGAGAAAGAUCAGAUUGGAUCCAGUGCAAUGCCUUAUAAGAGGAAUCCAAUGCGCAGUGAACGUUGCUGCAGUCUGGCUCGCCACCUCAUGACACUGAUGCUGGACCCUCUGCAGACAGCAGCUGUACAGUGGUUUGAACGGACUCUAGAUGAUAGUGCCAACAGACGUAUCUGUUUAGCGGAGUCGUUUCUAACUGCAGACAUUAUUCUGAGCACUCUACAGAACAUCACUGAAGGGCUGGUCGUUUACCCAAAGGUGAUUGAGCGGCACAUUCGCUAUGAGCUUCCGUUCAUGGCAACAGAAAACGUCAUUAUGGCAAUGGUAAAAGCCGGAGGAAACAGACAGGAUUGUCACGAGCGAAUCCGUGUCCUUUCCCAGCAGGCAGCUGCUGUGGUUAAACAGGAGGGAGGUGACAAUGAUCUGAUCUGCAGAAUUCAGGAGGACGGUUAUUUCAGCCCGAUCCAUGGGCAGCUUGAGACACUGCUUGACCCCAAGUCCUUCAUCGGGCGUGCCCCCCAGCAGUAUCCGCAGUUCUUUUGGUUUUUAUUCAACCCAUUGAGUUCCCUCCACCAUUCACAAGGAUCUGUUUUGGGACCGCUGCUGUUUGUCAUUUUUAUAAAUGACUUGGACGCAGGCAUAGGUGGAUGGGUCACCAGAUUCCUGGAGCAGGAGGUUCAGCCACUCUUGAUCCGUUAUGCUGGUCAAAUGGAAGUGAAGGUUGAGUUGGACCUCUGAGAAACUGUGAACCAGAGUGAUGAGUGCUGAAAAUUAAUCAGAAUACCUCCCAGGUUCUAGCAUGUCCAGCCUGUGACAUGAAACUGUGUGUGAGAUUUGUGACUUAGAUCUGAGGAGCAAAAUCUGGAUUGUUCAAUUUUAAGUUAUUGAUUGAUUGUUGGUUUCUGACAAUGAUUUUAAUUAAUGCUGGCAUGUCAUUGGCUGGUCUGGCACGGGUGCUGCUGUGUAUGUUAGCAAUGCAUGCUCCUUUGUGGUUGGCGGGGGGAGGGGGGUGCCAUCAGCAGACAUUCUCCCUCUCAGGAAUCAUGGAGCAAUCAUCAUGUGACCCAGAGCUAUCCUGUUACAAUUCACAUGUCAGAUCAUGAAAUUUUUCAAAUAAUUUUUGUUCCAAUUGAGUUAGUCAAACAUCGGUGCCCAUGAGACUGGGCUCAAGGCUUCUAUUUGUAUGGGAUUUGUCAUUCUCAUCUUGAAAGAAUGGCUUGUGCUUUUGAAUAAAAAAAAUUUUC
This is a messenger RNA of Stegostoma tigrinum, 2108 nucleotides long. RefSeq names its product adenylosuccinate lyase (gene adsl). The record is from RefSeq and is a predicted model, not a curated record. Gene Ontology annotation, biological process: 'de novo' AMP biosynthetic process. The transcript has 14 exons. Gene Ontology annotation, cellular component: cytosol. Gene Ontology annotation, molecular function: (S)-2-(5-amino-1-(5-phospho-D-ribosyl)imidazole-4-carboxamido) succinate lyase (fumarate-forming) activity; N6-(1,2-dicarboxyethyl)AMP AMP-lyase (fumarate-forming) activity. Bases 16 to 1602 code for a protein of 528 amino acids. NCBI's taxonomy places the organism in Eukaryota, Metazoa, Chordata, Chondrichthyes, Orectolobiformes, Stegostomatidae.